Molecule: messenger RNA, 4929 nt
Organism: Magnolia sinica
Lineage: Eukaryota; Viridiplantae; Streptophyta; Magnoliopsida; Magnoliales; Magnoliaceae
Product: CLIP-associated protein-like
Exons: 21
Coding region: 120-4499 (1459 amino acids)
Biological process (GO): microtubule cytoskeleton organization
Cellular component (GO): cytoplasmic microtubule
Molecular function (GO): microtubule binding
Source: RefSeq, a predicted model, not a curated record
GAACGUCCCGUCUCUCACUCUCCUCUCACUCUCUCUCUCUCUCUCUCCAAGUCGGCGCAGAUCUGAACCGUUCCCACCAGAUCUGAGAUCCGAAUCCUAGCCUCCACCAUCCGCCAUCGAUGGAGGAGGCGCUGGAGAUGGCACGUGCCAAAGACACGAAGGAGCGGAUGGCCGGGGUGGAGCGCCUUCACCAGCUUCUAGAAGCUUCCAGGAAGAGCCUCUCCCCUGCCGACGUUACCUCCCUGGUCGACUGCUGCAUGGAUCUUCUCAAGGACAACAGCAACUUCAGGGUCUCUCAGGGCGCUCUCCAAGCCCUAGCUUCUGCUGCCGUGCUCUCGGGCGAACAUUUCAAGCUCCACUUCAAUGCCCUCGUCCCAUCCGUCGUCGAGCGGCUCGGAGAUGGCAAGCAGCCCGUCCGUGACGCUGCCCGUCGCCUCCUCCUUACGCUCAUGGAGGUUUCUUCGCCAACGAUAAUUGUUGAAAGAGCUGGAAGUUACGCAUGGACACACAAGAGUUGGAGGGUGCGUGAGGAGUUUGCACGUACUGUCACGUCUGCAAUUGGUCUUUUUGCAUCUACUGAGCUUCCUCUUCAGCGGGUUCUACUUCCUCCUGUUUUGCAGUUGUUAAACGACUCUCAUCAAGGCGUUAGGGAAGCAGCUACUUUGUGCAUUGAGGAAAUGUAUACACAGGUUGGACCACAAUUCCGUGAUGAAUUGCAACGCCAUCAUCUUCCUACCUCUAUGGUGAAAGAAAUAAAUGCAAGGCUGGAGAAUAUUGAACCAAAGAUCCGCUCUUCAGAUGGACGAACCGGUCAUUUUGUCCCAAUGGAAAUGAAGUCCACUAGUCUCCCUGCACAUCACCAGAAAAGAAACAGCCCAAAGGCCAAGAAUACUGCACGCGAGUCAUCUCUCUUGGGAGAUAUAGGAGAAAGUGAUGUUACAGAAAAACCCGUUGACCCUGUUAAAGUGUACUCUGAGAAGGAAUUGAUCAGGGAAAUUGAGAAGGUUGCAGCUACUCUUGUCCCAGAAAAGGAUUGGUCAAUAAGGAUAACUGCUAUGCAGAGAGUUGAAGGCCUUGUUUUUGGUGGUGCUACUAAUUAUCCAUCUUUUCCCACACUCCUGAAGCAACUUGUUCCCCCCUUGAGCACUCAGCUUUCUGAUCGACGGUCUAGCAUAGUAAAACAGGCUUGCCAUCUGCUAAGUUUACUAUCAAAGGAACUUUUGGGAGAUUUUGAAGCAUGCGCUGAGAUGUUCAUUCCGGUGCUUUUCAAGCUGGUUGUGAUAACAGUGCUUGUAAUUGCAGAGUCUUCUGACAACUGCAUAAAGACGAUGUUACGGAACUGCAAAGUUUCCCGAAUUCUUCCCCGAAUAGCUGAUUGUGCAAAGAAUGACCGAAAUGCAGUGCUACGUGCUAGGUGUUGUGAAUAUGCACUUCUGAUCCUAGAGUACUGGGCUGAUGCACCUGAAAUUCAGCGAUCAGCCGAUCUUUAUGAAGAUCUGAUAAAAUGUUGUGUUGCAGAUGCAAUGAGCGAGGUUCGAUCAACUGCAAGAACUUGCUACCGGAUGUUCACAAAAACUUGGCCAGAACGUUCCCGGCGCCUUUUUUCAUCCUUUGAUCCUGUCAUACAAAGGCUAAUAAAUGAUGAAGAUGGGGGAGUGCACAGAAGAUAUGCUUCUCCUUCACUCCGUGAGAGAGGUGUGCAGUUGCCUCGUACUCAAUCUCAAACAAUGGCUUCAGAUUUACCUGGAUAUGGUACUUCUGCUAUAGUAGCAAUGGAUAGGAGUGCAGGUUUUGCUUCGGGAACAUCACUUUCUUCUGGAAGUAUGCUACUUUCACAAACAAAGCCUAUUGGAAAAGGUACAGAAAGAAGCCUUGAAAGUGUGCUGCAUGCAAGCAAACAGAAGGUUACAGCAAUUGAGAGCAUGCUGAGAGGUCUAGAUAUAUCUGAGAAGUUCAAUCCUUCAGUUACACGCUCCACUAGUUUGGAUCUAGGAGUGGACCCUCCAUCAUCCCGUGAUCCACCAUUUCCUCUAGCUGUUCCUGCUACAGACCAUCUCAAAGUACAGAAUUCGGUGUUGGGUGAUUCUACUGUAGCCAAAAUUGCUAGAGUUAGUAUCCGUAGUGGUGGCCCGGUUUUCUCUGAUCUCAUCACUGCACAAGUUCAAGCUUCCAAAGAUCCUGAUAAAGUAUCUUAUCUCAGUAAUUUGACAACUGAGUCUUCGUCAGCACUAUCAUUGUCAUACACGGGUAAGAGGUCUUCUGUAAGGCUACAAGAAGGAUGUUCUGUUGAAGAGAACACUGAUAUGAGGCCAAUCAGGAGGUUUCCAAACAUGCACAUUGAUAAGCAGUAUCUGGAUACACCGUAUAAAGAUGUGAGUUUUAGGGAAGCGCAUGGCAGUUAUAUUCCUAAUUUCCAGAGACCACUUUCGAGAAAGAACACAACUGGGAGGACUUCUGCAAGCAAAAGACACAGUUUCGAUGAUAGUCAAUUAUCAAUUGGUGAUAUAUCUAGCUAUACGGAUGGUCCAGCUUCUCUCAGCGAGGCUCUAACUGAGGGGCUGAGUGCCAGUUCUGAUUGGUGUGCUAGGGUUUCUGCUUUUAACUAUCUCAGAACUUUGCUGCAGCAAGGUCCAAAAGGUAUUCAAGAAGUUACACAGAGUUUUGAAAAGGUAAUGAAGCUGUUUUUUCAGCACUUGGACGAUCCUCAUCAUAAAGUUGCACAAGCAGCUCUUACAACACUUGCAGAGAUUAUUCCAACGUGCAGAAAGCCUUUUGAAAGUUAUCUAGAAAGGAUCUUGCCCCACGUUUUUUCACGGUUGAUAGAUCCAAAGGAAUUGGUUAGGCAAGCUUGUUCAACAACCCUAGAAAUUGUCAGUAAGACUUACGGCAUCGAUUCUCUUCUUCCUGCUUUCUUGCGUUCAUUGGAUGAGCAACGGUCACCGAAGGCAAAAUUGGCUGUCAUUGAGUUUGCCAUUAAUUCCUUCAACAAGCAUGCUCUGAAUUCCGAAGGUCCUGGUAAUAGUGGCUUGCUGAAGUUAUGGUUUGCUAAGUUGGCACCUUUGGCCCAUGAAAAAAAUAUAAAACUGAAGGAAGCAGCUAUUACCUGCAUCAUAUCAGUUUAUUCCCACUACGAUUCAGCCUCAGUCCUGAAUUUUAUUCUCAGUCUAUCAGUUGAAGAGCAAAAUUCAUUAAGGCGCGCACUUAAGCAGUAUACCCCUCGUAUAGAGGUGGACCUCAUGAACUAUUUGCAGAACAAGAAGGAACGGCAACAACGCUCUAAAUUCUUUUACGACCAAUCAGAUCUGGUUGGCAGUUCUUCUGAGGAAGGAUAUGUUGGAACAUCAAAGAAAAAUCACCUCCUCGGAAGGUAUUCUGCUGGUUCCAUUGAUAGUGAUGGCGGCAGGAAGAUGAGCUCCAUGCAAGAAUCAAUGCAGAUCAGUGGCUCUAUUGGUCAGGCUAUUUCUGACGAAUCAAUGGAACACUUCUAUCAAAACUUCGAGGGUGGCUCUAACAAUGAGUUUCUUUUUAGUUCCAGAAACAAGGAUCUUAAUCUCAAUGUUAAUACUACAGCAGAUAACGGGGGCUCUUUGACUAACCGUAAUGAAGAUGUGGGUCGCAGCAUAGAUUUUGAAAGUUCCUCGGUGACUCCACAUCUGGAUUUGGAUGGACUGAUGAACUCUGAUAGUCAAGGAGCCAAUAGAUUGAGGCUUGGCAGCGAAGGCUUUCCUAAUGUGGAGCUUAAUCAGGAUAAGCCAGCUAUUACAAACAAGUCCAUUCCAGAUUCUUCUCCUAGCAUUCCUCAACUUCUUCACAGGAUUUGCAAUGGCAACGAUGAGAGUUCAAUUAUAAGUAAAUGCGGCGCCCUUCAACAAUUAGUUGAAGCUUCCAUGGCUAAUGAUCACUCCGUGUGGACCAAGUACUUCAACCAAAUUCUAACUGCCGUACUUGAGGUCUUGGAUGAUGCUGAUUCUUCUGUCAGGGAACUUGCUCUUUCCUUGAUACUCGAAAUGCUUAACAAUCAGAAAGACACGAUGGAGGAUUCUGUUGAAAUUGUUAUUGAAAAAUUGCUUAAUGCUACCAAGGAUGCUGUGGCCAAGGUUUCAAAUGAAGCUGACCACUGUUUGACUGUCAUAUUAUCUCAGUACGACCCACAUAGAUGCCUUACGGUUGUUGUACCUUUAUUGGUUAGUGAAGAUGAAAAAACCCUUGUUACUAGCAUCAACUGUUUGACAAAGCUUGUGGGGCGGCUUUCACAGGAGGAAUUAAUGGCUCAGUUGCCUUCAUUUCUGCCUGCUCUUUUUGAUGCCUUCGGGAACCAGAGUGCUGAUGUCCGCAAGACAGUUGUAUUCUGUUUGGUGGAUAUCUAUAUCAUGCUCGGCAAAGCAUUUUUGCCACAUCUAGAGGGACUUAACAGCACACAGUUGCGGCUUGUGACCAUCUAUGCCAACCGGAUAUCACAGGCAAGAUCAGGUGCUGCAAUAAAUGCUAACCAUGGCUAGGUGGCUUGCUCGGGUGAUAUUUGUAGUGCUUUGGUUGGUUGUUCAUUAUUUUGUGUAUUUGUAUAUUGUGUGAAAUGCCCCUUUUGCCGGGGCAGGGUUUGGGUUGUUGAGUGGUUUUGUUUUGGUGUGAGAGAGUUUAGGGUGGGAGUAAAAAGGAAGAAGAGAUUGUGAAAAUUGAAAUGGUGUUUCCAUACUACAUUUAGUCAGAGAAGGGGAAAGGUUCUCUCUUUAGUUUUGAAAUAAAUCCAUUGAUGUUGAUGCACUUGGAACAUUUUGUGUUUUGUGGGAUUUUGGAUGGAUGUUCGGGUUUCAGAAGCGGGGUUUGAUUUUGUGUGAAGAAAUCUGAUACUGUGGCCAUAGAUAUUCUUUCGAAGGUUUGUAUUUAAAAUGCUCAUCAGUACAGGUAAAACACUAUCAACUUUGCAGACCA